AUGGCGCCGCCCGUGGAGUACGGUGGCGGUGGGGACGGCGCGCGCGUCGGCUCUCCGGGAGCCGGCUUCGAACAGGCCUGCGCGAUCAUCGCCGAUGACAAGGCUGCCGCCAGCGCCGCCAAGGCGGCGAUGGAUCGCCUCGACGGCAAGAAGUACGGCGGCUACGUCGAAGUGACGCUCCUCGGCGCCAAGGGCGUGCCAUAUGACAAGUCCAUGUUCUCGAUGUUAACGAAAGCCCCGAGGGGCGAGGCCCAGCGGGGCCUCGUCGGCGACCUGCGGGACGCGGCGGCGGCGCGCGACGGCGACGGCGCCAAGAAGGCGCUCGCGGCCGUCGACGCGUUCCUGCGCGAGCGCCGCGGCCGCUUCGUCAAGCUCGAGCGCGGCUGCGCGCUCUGCCGCGAGACGUCGCGGCUCGUCGCGUCCCUCGACGCCGAGCGGGCGCUGCGGGACGUCGUCGUCGCGGGGCGGGCCAUGCUCGCGCGGUCGCGCGGCGCCGACGGCUCGUCCGCGUCCGCGACGCGGGACAUGGUCGAGCGGACGGCCGACGCGGCCGCGGCCGCGCGCGACGCGGGCGACGUCGACGGGCGGCUCCUCGAGGAGGCCGGGGCGCUGCUCGUCGCGCUCGAGGAGGCCGCGGCGACGCUGCGCGACGCGCACGGCGUCGACGGCUUCGGCCUCGCGUCGUUCCGAAAAUUAAGGAGGCCCGCGGACUACGCGGAGGGCCUCGCGUCCGCGGCGGAGAAGCAGACGGCGCUGCGGCGCCGCUUCGUCCACCAGGCCGUGCCCCUGCACACGUCGCAGCUCGUCCUGGGCGGCCGCGCGCUGGACGUCGCGCGCGCGUGCCACCGCGACAUCCUCGGCUUCUGCGGCGACAUGUUCAUGAGCUACCCGGAGGCCAUGGCGGCAAAUUUGGCGACGCACGGCUUCGGCGGGCCCGAGGACCUGCGGGACGAGAUCUUCGUCCAGCUCGCGAAGCAGGCGUCCCAGAACCCGUCCGCGUCGUCCGCGUUCAAGUGCUGGCGGCUCCUCUUCCUCUGCGCGUCGACGUUCCCCCCGUCGGCGGAGCUGCUGCCCAUCCUCGUCCACUUCUGCGAGGCCGCGGACUGCAAUGGCCCGCCCGGGGACCACGUCCGCGACGUCCUCGACGCGCUCGCGCCCGCGCGCAAAGUCCUCGCGGCCGCCGGCGGGGGCGCGCUCGAGCCCGGCGCGCUCCUCGUGCCGCUGGCGCCGGCGCCCCCGAGCGCCGGCGCCGUCCACGGCCUCCUCUUCGGCGGCGGCGCGCGGUCCGGCGCGCCGUCGAGCUCCUACGCGAAGCUCCGGCGCGCGUCCGUCGACCGGAAGCUGGUCAGGCUCCGGGAGGUCGGCGGCAACAUGAGCGACCUGCAGCCCCUCGUGGACAUGGGCAUCGUGCCCAUCGAGCUCAAGGACGUCGUCGACGGCGCGGCGGCGACGGACGAGGACGUCGAGGCCGCGUUCGAGCAGCUCGAGAUUUUGGAGCACGCGGACGAGGUCCGCGCGCGCUUCGACGAGCUGAUCCGCGCGGCCGAGGAGGCCGUCGCGAGCGAGGACGGCGCGCGCGACUACCACGCCAUGGACCUCGAGGCCCAGCUCAACCUCGUGCAGACGACGAAGGUGCCCGGCCUCGACGUGAGCCAGAUCAUCGACGCCGAGGAGCUCGUCGCGCGCAUGUACGACCAGCUCGACCUCCAGGCGACGCUCGCCGCCGCCGUCGACGCGCGGGACCUCGCGGGCCUCGACGAGGGCCUCGCGCGCGCGCGGGACAUGGGCGACGCGGGCCUCGCGCGGUGUCGGGACGCCGCGGCGCUCCGCGCGAAGCUCGCGCCGUCGCUCCAGAAGCGCCUCUCGGCGUUCCUCGGGCUCGCCGCCAAGGCGGCGAUGGAUCGCCUCGACGGCAAGAAGUACGGCGGCUACGUCGAAGUGACGCUCCUCGGCGCCAAGGGCGUGCCAUAUGACAAGUCCAUGUUCUCGAUGUUAACGAAAGCCCCGAGGGGCGAGGUGCGGCUCCUGUACAAGAACCAGGAGGCGCGGCCUUCGCUGUCGUUCUGGGUCGAGGCCGCGGACCCGCUCGAGUUCGAGGUCCAGUGCGACGCCGCGAAGCGCCACGACCCGUCGAAGGCGACGGUCGCGUUCGACGACCUCGCGAACCGUGAACCCGAAUUCUGGCGCGCGCUCGAGCGCAACAAGGAGCCCGCGGGCGAGCUGAGGCUCGGCGUGUGGUUCGCGACCAAGCGCGCGGACGCCGAGCCGCAGGGGCUCGCGCCGCUCGCGCGGCCGCCGCAGGGCCGCGGCGUCAUCGACCUCACCGUGCACUCGGCCGCGGGCCUCCGCGCCGCGAACGCCGGCGGUAUGUUCGGCGGCAUGUUCGGCGGCGACAAGGUCGACAGCGACCCGUACGUCGUCGUCAAGAACCUCGAGGGCGACCACGAGUCCGAGCACGUGCCCAAGACGCUCUCGCCCGAGUGGAACUUUCGGGUGAAAGCCGCGAUCCCCGACGUCGCCCGGAACGUCCUCGUCGCCGUGUACUCCAAGGCGUCCAUGUUCGGGUCGCCGACGUGCCUCGGCGCCGUCGUCCUCAAGCCGAAGCUCCUGGCCAACAAGAGCGUCAAGGGCGAGUUCAAGGUCCUGAAAUACGGCGGCGCGCGCGACGCGCUGGGCACGAUGACCGUGAGCGUCUUCAUCGGCGCGCGGCCGCGCGCGGAGGACCUCGCCGCGACGAAGAAACAAGUCGAGGACGGCGAGGUUCAGCAAGAGAUGCACGCCGGGGAAGACGGGGAAGCGGACGACGGGGUGGGCGCGGACGACGAGGACGACGAGGGCUUCGCCUCCAGCAUCUUCACGUGCGCCAGAGACGCGUCCGCGGAGGCGAAAGGCGAGGUCAAGGACGAGGCCCUGGGGGCGAUCAAGGACCUGGUCUUGGGGCUCCUGGGCUAG
Aureococcus anophagefferens is the source of this 2952-nucleotide messenger RNA. RefSeq lists its product as hypothetical. Gene Ontology annotation, cellular component: cytoskeleton. Lineage: Eukaryota; Pelagophyceae; Pelagomonadales; Pelagomonadaceae. The coding region runs from base 1 to 2952 and encodes 983 amino acids. The transcript is spliced from 4 exons. The record is from RefSeq and is a predicted model, not a curated record.